This is a messenger RNA of Arachis duranensis, 966 nucleotides long. RefSeq lists its product as uncharacterized. The record is from RefSeq and is a predicted model, not a curated record. Bases 204 to 734 code for a protein of 176 amino acids. Gene Ontology annotation, biological process: regulation of GTPase activity; endoplasmic reticulum to Golgi vesicle-mediated transport. Gene Ontology annotation, cellular component: trans-Golgi network; cis-Golgi network; TRAPP complex. The transcript is spliced from 5 exons. NCBI's taxonomy places the organism in Eukaryota, Viridiplantae, Streptophyta, Magnoliopsida, Fabales, Fabaceae.
AGCGCGCACACCCAGAAGACGACGUAACUGCACAGAGAGAGAAGACAAGACACUUUCUCGCCCAAUUGGGCCCCGGCAUUUCGGCAAUUCAGGCACUCUUUCGACGCACAUUUUCUUAUUCAACAUUAGGGAAGCAAAGCACAAUUAGAUUGAGAGUGCAUAGUGAUUCUGGUUCUUUCAUUCCUGCAAGUUAAAGACUGAGAAUGGUGAGAGAAGUUUCAGAGAGUUGUUUGGAUAGCCUGUUGACAGAGGUGGUUUCGUGCUAUUGCAACCGAUUCUACCCUAAUAAGCAUGAUCUUGCUGCUCGCAGAAUCGAGGCUAUUGGAUACCAGGUUGGUCACCAGCUCUCUGAAAGGUACACCAUGGAGCGGCCACGAUUCAAUGACCAUCUGGAAGCCAUCAAGUUCAUUUGCAAGGAUUUUUGGCUUGAGCUCUUUAAGAAGCAUGUAGACAACUUGAGGACAAACCAUAGGGGUACCUUUGUAUUGCAAGAUAAUAAAUUUUGCUGGCUUGCGCGAAUGUCAAUUGAUCCAUUAGCUGAUAGUGGUAAGUCACCCGAAGAUAUUACAUCUCCUACAGCUGGAAACAAGGCAACACAUGCAAUGAAGAUGCAUCUUUAUUUCCCAUGUGGCAUCCUUAGGGGAUUUCUUUCAAACCUGGGAAUUCUUUGUGCCGUUUCUGCAGAUAUAUUAACCCUUCCAACAUGUGCAUUUACCAUCCGUAUUAAAGCUUGAUGAGUUCACAGUUAUGUUAAUGAUGGAAAUGAGAGCAUACAAUAUCUGCAAGUUCCUUUGCAUAAUUUGGUGGAGUAAGGAUUUUUAUUUGCCAUUUUUUAUUAUGAAAUAUUGGAUUUGUUGUAUAGGAAGGGGUCUUGAGGAUGGGAUGAAGAUUCUAUGGAGAUUGCAUGUAAGUGUAGAGAGCUGAUUUUAGGCAAAAUUUUGGGAGACAUUUUCUUCAAACUGAGUU